Messenger RNA from Myxocyprinus asiaticus (Chinese sucker), 3055 nucleotides. RefSeq names its product guanine nucleotide binding protein (G protein) alpha v1 (gene gnav1). The record is from RefSeq and is a predicted model, not a curated record. The coding region runs from base 419 to 1504 and encodes 361 amino acids. Gene Ontology annotation, biological process: adenylate cyclase-modulating G protein-coupled receptor signaling pathway; Rho protein signal transduction. Lineage: Eukaryota; Metazoa; Chordata; Actinopteri; Cypriniformes; Catostomidae. Gene Ontology annotation, molecular function: guanyl nucleotide binding; G protein-coupled receptor binding; GTPase activity. The transcript is spliced from 9 exons. Gene Ontology annotation, cellular component: heterotrimeric G-protein complex.
UCCCGAAUCGAAUUAGACCAUUUAUGUUACCUGUAAAGAGCAGAUGGUGGCGCGUUAUGCAUUAGGAAUGUUUGCGCAGCGUUUGUGUUCAGACUCAUUCUCGGUGGAUACAAGGAUAGUUCACCAUCACAAGCGCCGAGUCUGAAGAAAGGGACCGAACAUUUUCCUGCCGCCCUUUCUCUAUCUCUCUCUAUCUCUCUUUUCAAAACACUUGGAGUACGAUCUCUACAAUAUAAGCUUUGGUGUCAUUUUUACGCAUUACUGGUGGAACUUUGGAGAGCGCACGGAGAUCCCGCAUGUUCACCAACCAACCGGGAUGUUUUUACGCGACUUUAGCAAUGACUCUUCUACUCCAUCGGUGAUCCUAGGCUUUCUCUUGGUUCUUUGGCUCUAUUUGGUAAAGACAUGAACUCUGGAUAUGGGUCUGUGUCUGGGCUCAGAGGUGAAGGAGGAAGACAAGAAGGCGAAGAUCCUCAGCGCACAGAUAGACAGAGAUCUGUACGAAUACGCAAAGAGCGAGAUGAACGUGGUGAAGAUACUCAUGCUGGGUGCUGCAGAAAGUGGGAAGAGUACACUGGUCAAACAGAUGAAGAUAAUUCACAGUCAUGGUUUCACCAAGCAAGAGCUGGCCAGCUUUAAGCCUGCAGUGUUGGAUAACCUCAUGACCUCCAUGAAGUUUGUCCUACAUGGAAUGGGCGUCCUUAGAAUCAACCUUUCCAACAGCAAGAACAAGGUCCACGCCCACUCUGUGCUCUCGUGUGGCCGUUGCUUUGACGAAGACCAGGUGCUGUUCCCGUUUAUAGGCCACGCUCUCUGCUGUUUGUGGGCGGAUCAGGGGGUGCGGUCUGCAGCAGCUCGCGGAUAUGAAUACGAACUCAAUGACUCGGCAUUAUAUUUUUUCGAGAAUAUGGGUCGGAUCAUUGCCCCUGACUACAUGCCAACAGAGACGGAUGUUUUGAGAGUCCGAUUGAGGACUACAGGUGUGAUUGAGACUCAGUUCAAAGUGAAACACCUGGUCUUCAGAAUGUAUGAUGUUGGGGGUCAGAGGACGGAGAGGAGGAAGUGGAUCAGUUGUUUUGAAGAUGUAAGGGCCGUGUUGUUCGUGGUGUCUCUGAGCGGGUAUGACAUGACGCUAGUGGAAGAUCCGUCCAUGAAUCGACUGAAGGAGAGCCUCAAGCUGUUCUCAUCAAUCUGCAAUAAUGUCUUCUUCAGAUGUACCUCUAUGAUCUUAUUCAUGAACAAGAUUGAUCUAUUCCAAGAGAAAAUUCUCCACUCCGGGAGGCAUUUGCGGCACUACCUUCCCCAGUUCAGAGGAGCAGAUUGCGAUGUGGACGCGGCCGCCCGGUUCAUUGCCGCCAUGUUCGUGUCCCUCAAUGCCACACCCAAAAAGCUCAUCUACCACCACUUCACCACAGCAACGGACACCUCCAACAUACAAGUUGUUUUCCAGGUCGUCAUGGACACCAUCAUCAAGGAGAACCUGGAGGCCGUUUCUUUGCUUUGAGUUCUAAAAGAUUCCACUGCAUUCGGAACUGUAACGCCGACAGAACCCAAAAGCUUAAUGAAGACUGAUGGACAAUACAGCUGUCAUCUAAAUGACUGAUUAAUGAUGCAUAUGAUAUUUAUUAUAAAUGAUGCUCGGAACAGAAUCUGUUUUUAUUCAUUUGCGUAAAGCAAUAGCAAUAAACCCCACUGAAUUCUGUCAGAUGCUACGUAAUCAAACUAAUCAAUGACAAAACAUAUAGUCAUUGUCUUUAAUGUUCAAUAAUUAACCUUCAUAAAUCACACAAUGCUCUGUUCUAAGUGUGUAAUACUGCUUUAAAUGCAACAGCUAUAUAUGAAAGAGGUCGUUGAGAGUGGUUUGACUUUAGCCUGGAUUUUCUGUGAUUGAGCUGUCUGUAUGGGUGGUCGACUUGCUCAGCCAUGCAUCCCAUAAUGCUCCACCUGACAAAGAGCAUCGCCCUCUUCCUGUGUUUGUAUGUUACCAUGGUUAAUCAUCACUUAAAAAAUAAAAUUUCCCUUGUGUAAAUCUACAGUUGAACAACCUUAAAUGGAUAAUUCACCUAAAAAGGAAAAUGUUGUCGUCAUUUACUCAUCCUCAUGUCGUUUCAAACUCGUAUGACUUUCUUUCUUCUGUGCAACACAAUGAUGUUUGGAAGAAUAACAGCCUCAGUCGCCAUUCACUUUCAUUGUCUCACGGGUUUGGACCAACAUAAGUAGAAAAGGAUAACAGAAUCACAAUUUUUGGUUGCGCUAUCCCUUUAAGUCUUUUUCCGUUCAGAAAGUGUCCAAUAUCAUGUUGCACAAAGUGUUUGGGUUAUUGCUUGUUUACAUUUUUGUGAUCCAAUGCAUUGUUUUAAAGUUGUUGAAGAGCAUGUAGUCUCUAUGGAUUACUAUUUUAUUUGUCCAUUGUCUCUGACACACUUUGAUUGACUUUACAUCUCAACUGAAUUAGUGGCUGUUUGAUCUUAAAAGUUUUCGAAGUAACAGUGUGAGCCCAUUCGCCAAACACACGUACACUUAUCUUAAUCCUUCUUGUAGCAAGAGUUAUCGCAAUUUCAUAUGCAAAAAAAAAAAAAAAGAACAAAAAUUGUACAUGCAUUGAUUUAUUUUCCUCAUUUGGCUUCAAAUAUCUUCUCAUUUAUGAAUUGAAAAUUUGUUGAUAAUUUGUACUUUUGCUGUUUAAAUGUCGCUUUUCUCUUUUAAAGGCAUUUCAAAUUUGAGUUGCGCUCUGUAAAUGCGAAGAAAACCACUGUGAAUGGGAAUUACACUAAAAUAGUUUUGAAUAUUUUUUUGUCAUGAUUGUGCAAACAGAUUCCUCACUUAUAAAAGAACAAUAAAAACUCUUCAUAUUUCUCAGGCAAAACAAACGUACACAAAGGUGAACAGUAUAUGUCAAGUUUAAUAAAAUAAAGAAAACAUCUGUCAAAGUUUCUGCUUAUUACAGAGUACUCUUAUGAACAUUUAGUACAUCUGGAAGUAGGUAGAGAGGAAACUGGUGGGCGCAAGGGGACAAAAAAAUAAAUAAAAAAAAUAACACAGAAAACAGCAAAUA